Molecule: messenger RNA, 977 nt
Organism: Anoplophora glabripennis (Asian longhorned beetle)
Lineage: Eukaryota; Metazoa; Arthropoda; Insecta; Coleoptera; Cerambycidae
Product: sporozoite surface protein 2-like
Exons: 2
Coding region: 44-892 (282 amino acids)
Source: RefSeq, a predicted model, not a curated record
AAAUCACUACCAAUCCAGUCUUAGAUCUACAGCUAAAGCGAAGAUGAAGACUAUCGCUUGCCUUGCUGCUCUUGCCUUUGUGUUGGCAUUUUCUGUCAACGUAAGUGGCCAUGCUAUCGACAUUGAUAGGGUGAAAUCAUAUUAUCACGAUGAUGUGCUGGAAAUUGACAUUAAAAUUAAAUCUGAAGCAUUAGAAGAACCUGAGCACCCAGAGGACCCCAGAGCUCCAGAAGAUCCAGAAGACCCUAGGGCUCCUGAAGACCCAGAAGACCCAAGGGCUCCUGAAGAUCCAGAAGAUCCCAGAGCUCCAGAAGACCCUGAAGACCCCAGGGCUCCUGAAGAUCCAGAAGAUCCCAGAGCUCCCGAAGAUCCAGAAGACCCAAGAGCUCCUGAAGACCCAGAAGAUCCUAGAGCUCCUGAAGAUCCAGAAGACCCCAGGGCUCCAGAAGAUCCUGAAGACCCCAGGGCUCCAGAAGAUCCCGAGGACCCUAGAGCUCCAGAAGACCCUGAAGACCCCAGAGCUCCAGAGGAUCCCGAAGACCCACGACCAGCAGCUGAAGACCCAGAAGACCCCAGAGCCCCCGAAGAUCCAGAAGACCCAGAGGACCCAAGGGCUCCAGAAGAUCCUGAAGACCCCAGAGCUCCUGAAGAUCCAGAAGACCCAAGGGCUCCCGAAGAUCCAGAAGACCCCAGGGCUCCAGAAGAUCCUGAAGACCCCAGAGCUCCCGAAGAUCCAGAAGAUCCCAGGGCCCCCGAAGAUCCUGAAGAUCCCAGGGCCCCCGAAGAUCCUGAAGAUCCCAGAGCACCAGAAGACCCUGAAGACCCCAGAGCUCCUGAAGAUCCUGAAGACCCAAGAGCUCCAGAACCAGAUAGACCAUUCAGCUUGUUCUAAAAGUUGUUAGCCAAAUACAUGCUAAAAUUUAUGUAAAUAUAACAUCCAAUGAUGCUGUAAAAUAAAAACAUAAAUACACAUCUAA